AUGUACUACUCAAACAACAACGUCAAGCAUCUCCUGGACGAGGAAGAUGUCGUGCCCUACUCGUCGUCGUUCAUCGGCCAGUGGUACUACACCUACAAGGUCCACUUCACUGUGGGCAUGAUCACUCCUCUGGAGGCUGGCUUCUGUAACGUUGUCAUUGUGCUGGUAGCUGCUCUGCUCAUGGUGGCUCUGCUCUACUUGCCCCAGAACUCCAUGCUGCUGGCCAACCGAGCAUACUACUACUGGUCAGGUCACGAGACCUGGUCUACCCCCAACCCUCCUAACUUCACCCAGAUUCUGGGCACUGCCAUCAACAAAGUCUACCACACUGUGUAG
This is a messenger RNA of Yarrowia lipolytica CLIB122, 336 nucleotides long. RefSeq lists its product as uncharacterized. Lineage: Eukaryota; Fungi; Ascomycota; Dipodascomycetes; Dipodascales. The record is from RefSeq and is a predicted model, not a curated record.